Oryctolagus cuniculus (rabbit) is the source of this 3014-nucleotide messenger RNA. It is a transcript of the gene KDELR1, whose product is annotated as KDEL endoplasmic reticulum protein retention receptor 1. Gene Ontology annotation, molecular function: ER lumen protein retrieval receptor activity. The record is from RefSeq and is a predicted model, not a curated record. Gene Ontology annotation, biological process: protein retention in ER lumen. Gene Ontology annotation, cellular component: membrane. NCBI's taxonomy places the organism in Eukaryota, Metazoa, Chordata, Mammalia, Lagomorpha, Leporidae.
UCCCCCUCCCGCUCUCCCUCCCUCUUCCCGGCUCCAGCUCGGCCACCAGCUCCGGCUUUGGCUCCCCCUUCCAGGGCCCCCUCCGCCGAGCGGAGCCCACCCGAGGGUCCCUUUCCCGCCCCCCAGCCCGGUCGCCCGGCCCGAGCAGCAGCCCCGGGGGGCAGCCCCCCGCCAGCCCGCCUCCCUGCAGCUCAGCCCUGCCAGAGCGCCCCCAGCCAUGAAUCUCUUCCGAUUCCUGGGAGACCUCUCCCACCUCCUAGCCAUCAUCUUGCUUCUGCUCAAAAUCUGGAAGUCUCGCUCUUGUGCCGGGAUUUCGGGCAAGAGCCAGGUCCUGUUUGCUGUGGUGUUCACUGCCCGCUACCUGGACCUCUUCACCAACUACAUCUCACUCUACAACACGUGCAUGAAGGUGGUCUACAUAGCUUGCUCCUUCACCACAGUCUGGAUGAUUUACAGCAAGUUCAAAGCCACUUACGACGGCAACCACGACACCUUCCGGGUGGAGUUCCUCGUCGUCCCCACGGCCGUCCUGGCGUUCCUGGUGAACCAUGAUUUCACCCCCCUGGAGAUCCUCUGGACUUUCUCCAUCUACCUGGAGUCGGUAGCCAUCUUGCCGCAGCUGUUCAUGGUGAGCAAGACGGGCGAGGCGGAGACCAUCACCAGCCACUACCUGUUCGCGCUGGGCGUCUACCGCACGCUCUAUCUCUUCAACUGGAUCUGGCGCUACCACUUCGAGGGCUUCUUCGACCUCAUCGCCAUCGUGGCCGGCCUGGUCCAGACGGUUCUCUACUGCGAUUUCUUCUACCUCUACGUCACCAAAGUCCUGAAGGGGAAGAAGCUGAGUUUGCCGGCAUAGCCCUGGCCCUGGCCCUGACGGCGGCGGGCGGCGGAGGAAGCUGACGGGGAACAGCCUUCCCAUCGGGGUGAUUUUUUAAGAACAACUUCUCCCCGCUCCCCAUCCCCCUCCUGCCGGGUUUUUUUUGGGGGGCGGCGGGCGGUGGAGGACCCAAGUCUUGGGGAGCUCAGGACCUGGGAUAUUUGUAGUUUUUUGCCUUUUAGAAAAGAAAAAAAAAUCUUUCCACUAUUUAGUUUUGGAUCCUGAAGACUCUUUUCUCUUCUGCGCUCUGGUCCUGGUUUUUAUAAACUGUUUUUGGGUGUCCUUUGGGGGCCGGGACAGCAUCACAGAUCUCCCCCGCCCUCAACCCCCCUGGCUGCCAAACACUAAACCUGCCACCCCACCCCCACCCUGCUGCCCACCGUGGCCACCAACACAGCCCCUACCCCCACGGCCCCCAAUUCCUGGGGAGGGGAGGGAGGGGGUGAGGGGGGCCCAGGACGGUCUCCCUGCUGUUUUCAUGAUAAUGUUUUUGCAGAGUUUGGGUUUUUUGAUCUUACCCUGUUUUUUUUUUUUUUUUCUGACAAAUUGGGGGGUGGGGGUGGGGAUUGGGGUCGGGGGAUAGGAAAGGGGCCGGCCUUAGGAGUCACGGCUCUCAGGCCAUGUUUUUGUACAGAGCUGGUGGUUGAUUCUUUGUUCUCUUCAAAUAAACAGAGGAACACGGUACCUCUCCUCUUGCUCCUCCUUGCACUCUCUGCUGUGUGUGGGGUCCUGCUCCGGCCUUCGCCCCAUCAAGCCCACUGUCCGCAGGUGACCAGGGCCCGGCCGGAGCAGGAGGAUGAGGAGCUGGGCUGCACCCUGGCCCCUCGCGGCUCCGCCGGGGAAGAGGUUCUGGAGGAAACCUGGAGGAUUCCUCUUACCUGGCCCUGGGGCUGCCGAGGGCCUCCGAGAACGAGUGCGUCACAGGCUCCACUCUGUUUUUAUAAAAUAAUGCUAACAGGAAGGGAACAGGGCUGCCGGCCCACACGCCCAGCUUUCCCACUAAAGUCUGGGUUUCUGGCUUCUCUUGGUGUGGCAGUGCCGGGCGCUGGGUUCUGGAUGGCUGCAGGUGGCCGGGACUGAGUGGCUGGGCUGCCAGCUUCCCGGCGCGGCCCCCAGGACUCGGCUCCAGGGCCAUUGCCUUUCCUUCCUGGGCUCCCAGUGGGGGUUUCUGCCUGCUGUCUGGCCCAGAAGCUCUCACCUGGCCUAGUCCCUCCCGUGGACCACACCUGCCUGGCUCUUGUCGGCUUCUGGACCUUUGACCCUUGCCUUGAAGCACUCCCUCCGCGCCCUCUGAGACCGUCCUGAUGCCACCCUUGCCCUGCCUGCUCCUGUGCCCGGGAGGUGUGCUGGGGGCUGUGCCUUCAGCGGCACCCAGGGCUUCCGGAGCCUGUGGGCCUGACCACAGCCCCUGCUUCCCAACUGGCUUUUUUGGGCUGCUAGGGUUGACCCUGGGGUCGGACUCCCUGUCUGCUGAGCCCCAGUGCACCUCUGUGGACACAAACUGAAAACCUCCUGGAUCUGAUGCCCUUCUUGAGUUUGGCAGGCAAGGGCGUGUGGGCCCCGGGAAACUGACGCACCCAGGACGGCCCAGCCUGCAACAGAGAGGCUGGCUCGUGUCAGCUGCUUCCUGUCCCGCGGCUGCUGCCCUUUCAGUCCAGAGGCCCACAGGGACCGCGUCACACUUACUUCUGUCCCGCCAGGAUGGAGCAUGGGGCCGGCCGCGUGAGCAGCCUGAGACUAAUGGAACCCAACAGCUCAGUGCCUUUGUCCGGGGUGUUAACUAACAUUUGCCGGCCACGUGUGCCCCGUGGCGAGGCUUUUUUUUGUUUGUUUUUUUGGGGGGGUAUAUUUGUCAUAAAAAAAUCCUCAUGACAAAAUGGAUUUCCAGUCGUUCUAGAAAAACGAGGAGGGUUAGAGCUAUGCUGUCCAGUGGAAUAGCACCUAGUUCUCUUAGUUCUGUCAGGGCCGCUGAGCGCGUGCGGCGCAGUCUGAGUCGGGGGAACGCCGUCCGCGUGAGCGCGCAGUGGGUUUUCACCACGGUAUGAAGAAGUACGAAAUGCCUGAGUUUUGAUGUCAAUUACAUGUGGGAAUGCGACUCUUGGAUAUAUUGGGUUAAAUAAACUGUAUUAAGAUUGGU